Molecule: messenger RNA, 1675 nt
Organism: Penicillium brasilianum
Lineage: Eukaryota; Fungi; Ascomycota; Eurotiomycetes; Eurotiales; Aspergillaceae
Source: the annotation of a GenBank genome assembly
GUCAACGACGAUAGGCGCAAUAUUGGAAGGAGCUAGAGAGUCGCCUUCCCUUACUGCUACUUUCGAUUGGGAGGUAUUUUUGUGGCUUUCUUAGAAUGGAAUGAGGUUUUCAAGUUCAUCCCUCUUCCACCUCUAAUACCAGUCAUCACAGACAUAUAAACCCACAUCGGCAUGUGAAGACUGGACAAUCAUGGACGACGACUACGUUGCGGAGGUCCUCGCCCGCGAGGCGCGAGAUAGCUCUCAGAGGUAUCAAACGGAUGGACUCGGCGCAUAUAUGCCACGAAGACCUGCUGGCAUUGCUCCCAAACCAAACACUAGAUUCCUGCGCCACCUCAUCAAAGAGACCGAUAGUCACAAUACAGCCCUCAAGCGCAAGGAGGAGAGAGAGGCAAGGGAUCGUCUCCGCCAUCUGAGGACCCAACCUCAAGAUGACCGGACCUCGGAACGUUCUCCUUCCACCCGAAAACAUCACCCUCAAUCCAGUUCGUCGGACCUCACAAGAGGUCAGAGAGAGGAGCGCCGGGAUCGUCCGAAACGAGGCGAACGUGAGAGUCAACAUUCUCAGCGAAAACACCGGGCUCGGGACUCAUCCGCCGAGAGAGAUCGAUCACGACGUCAUCGCCACCGAGAUGAGUCGCGCGACCGAUCCUCGAGAGAUCACCGAGACCGUCGAGACGAUCGGGACACUGAGCGUCGUCGGAAGCGUCGUUCGGGCCGUGACAGGUCCCAUUCACCCUCACGAAGCCAAUCCCCCCGGCGGGACAGGAGCUCUGAACGCCAUCGCAAGCACCGCCACCGAUCAGAGUCCCGAACAGACAAACCGUCGUCACACUCACGGCGGACACGAACAGAGCGAUCUGACGGUGCCGAACGUGACCGCCGUCAGCCCCCUCAGAAAUCCCAUUCGCAUUCGACUCGAACGUCAACCGAUCCGCGCGAUAAGACACAAGACUCGCCCUCGAACGGAGCCAGGGCUUCCACAGCGCUACGGCGCGAUCACUCCGAUGGUGAUUCGGAUCCUCUGGAAGAUCUCGUUGGUCCGUUGCCUCCCCAAAAAGACGGUGAGGGUGCUGUCCCUCUUCGUUCGCGUGGCCGAGGUGCAUACAAACCUAGCGCCAGCAAUAUCGAUGCCCACUUUGCUCCAAACUACGAUCCUACACUUGACGUUCAGUCUGAUGACGAUCGGAUUUCGUCUGUAGACAAUUCUUCCCGUCGCCCGGUUGCGGGUCUCAUGACUGCGGAUGACGAUUGGGACAUGGCCCUCGAGGCACUGCGCGACCGACAGCGGUGGAAGCAGAAAGGAGAAGAGAGACUACGCGCUGCAGGAUGGAACGAGGAGACCAUUGAUCGGUGGAAGAAUAAUCCUGCAUUCACAGGGGCAACCAGCACCGAAAGUAACCCGGAGAAUGUACGGUGGGCAAAGAAGGGUGAGGGCCGUGAGUGGGAUCGGGGGAAGGUGAUAGGUGAAGAUGGGCAUAUAGAUGUCCGAGCUGCCUGGUGAUUCUACAUCCAUUUCUGCUUUUCUGAGCGUGGCAUUGCAUGGUUUUCCGUGCCUUCAUAUUCUUAGCUCUUCUUUAUCUUGAUACCAUUAUAUUUGGCGCAUGGGGGAACGAGUAACCAGGAUGUCGUUCAUACUUCUCCUCACCGAAUUCAUUAUCCUGAUUGACGAGUA